UUUUUGGUUAGAACAUAUCGAUACAUUUGGAAGCAGUUAUCGAGACAUAUGUUGCAGGAGGCUUGUGGAAUUGGGCGCGGAAUUCCUGGAGCCGCUCGGCGCCCUCGGCGCGCGCCCCGCAGAGCGCCUCGGUUUCGCCAUGCUGCGACAUUCAACAAAUACUCACACACUCACUUGUUGAUCACGACCAACCUUUGCUGUCAUCUGCGCAACCUUGACCAGCUCCCAUUUAGGGUUCUCAAAACUCUAACUGGGCCUGCCUUUGCUGCUACCACCCUGAUGGCGGCUGUCGGAGUCCGAUCACUAUGUCUCGCAAGGGGACCAAGCACCUGCUCGAGUAGCGGGGCCUCCUCGCGGUGCCGGGCGUCUCGAGGCAUGCGCGUUUUCGCGGCCACGUCGACGGGGGCCACGAGACCAGGCACGGAAGCAUCGACGUCUUUGACGUCGUCUAGUAACCAGAAUUCGACGAGUGUGCGCAUUCUUCGGUACCCGGACGGGCACGAGCGGACAAUAUAUUACCCCGCCGAGGUCGUCUCAGCUGCUGAGCCUGAAUUGAAGGUGGAGCUGGAGCCGGAGGAAGUCAACUGGAGCCUCUGGACACAAACUGACGAGGAUGAGUCUACUGCUUGGAACGAGUGCAGCCUGGCGGGGGCUGCCUGCGUUGUCGCGGAUCCGGACCCUCUCUCUGAGGAGCUCGCCAGCCUCCAUAAGAACCUGCACCCCGCCAAUGAGGAUGAGAUGGUCCGCAACAGCUACCAGAUCCUCACAGGCUCGCCCUGGCUGCUGCCGCGCCCGCUGUUCGUGCUAGCCCAGGAGUCGCUGCUGCACGAGGGCCAGGGCAGCCUGUACUGCCUGCAGACCCGCAUUCGCCAGGACGACGCAAUGGACGAGCUGGCGGCGGUUCUGAAGCGCCCCGGUCUGUCCUCGCGCCUGAGCUACAGUCGCAUGCGGGACGGCGUGCUGGCCUUUGACCGCGCCGAGGACGCCGCGCGCUUCGCCACCUGCCUGGAGGCGGACCUCAGCGGAGAGGUCGAGGUUAUGGAGGUGGACAGCCGCCAGCUGUUCCUGCUCACGGGCGGCGAGGCGCAGGCGGUGGUGGUGUACCUGCCCUGGGCCGAGUUCAGCCCCCUGCCGCACCAGCUGGCGGCGGCGCUGAGGGCCGGGGACAACAACUCGGCGCCGCCGCAGCAGCAGCAGCAGCAGCAGUAGUGAGCCGCACAAGUGGGCCGCAGCAGCAGCAGCGGCAGUAGUGAGCCGCACAAGUGGGCCGCAGCAGCAGCAGCAGUAGUGAGCCGCACAAGUGGGCCGCAGCAGCAGCAGCAGUAGUGAGCCGCACAAGUGGGCCGCAGCAGCAGCAGCAGCAGUAGUAAGCCGCACAAGUGGGCAGCAGCAGCAGCAGCAGUAGUGAGCCGCACAAGUGGGCCGCAGCAGCAGCAGCAGCAGUAGUAAGCCGCACAAGUGGGCCGCAGCAGCAGCAGCAGCAGUAGUGAGCCGCACAAGUGGGCAGCAGCAGCAGCAGUAGUGGGUCGCACAAGUGGGCGGCCGCCCUCAGCUAGGUUCGACAGACCUUCGGGCAGGGUCCCCGGCCUUCGUAUGUCCUUCUGGUGCGCUGCCGCACGCGCGCGCUGCGUCUGUCCAGACGGGCGGGAUGCACGUCCCUUGUGGCGGAGUGAGGAUGCGGGUGCUGCGGCCUGCAGGGCUGCAGCUGGCUUGCACUGUUGCAGGCAGCAGCCGGUGGGCGGCAGGUGCUGCAGGCUGGGGCGGGGCGGGGCGCGCCGCCGCCCGAGCAUACAUUGUGGCUUGAUAGGAGGGGCGCGCCUGCCCCCUGGCCCCCCUGCCCCACCGGCCGCACUGCCCCACCGCCAGACCGCAGCCUGACCCGGUGGGUGGUUCCGUACAUGGCUGCUGGUGGGGCCGCGGGUGCGGGUCGGUCGUUGGCUCCAACGGCAUUUGUGCAGCAGUGGCGGUGCCGUGCGCGGUGCGGGCUGCGUGUUGUGUGUGUGCGUGCGUGUAUGUAUGUGUAUGCGUGGAUUUACCCUGCUUGAUAAGUCGUAACACGGCAAGGUGGACGGCGAGGCCAGGUGGCUUUGUACUGCUAGGUGGCGGUGGCGGUGGGCGCGGGCGCGGGCGCCCGGCGGUGUGCGUGUGGGCGGAACGCGUGCCACGCGGGCAACUGGGUACGCUAGCAGCAACAACAACAACAUUCAUGCACAGAAAUGCCAAGUGCCAUGCACAAUUGUGUUUGCGCACCGAAGAAACGCCUCAUAAAACACGAUGCAAGGCUGCUCGGCUCGCACUGUGCACCGUGCGCGGAGCAAGGAAAGCAAGGAAGGUUGGUGCGGCGGCGGCUCUGCAUGGUUCGUCCAGCGUUGCACGUGCGUGCGUGUGUGUAUGCGUGGAUGUGGUUUGCUGGUGGCUGGUAGGCGCGUAGGCUGGAAGAUUGGACGGAUGGGGGCUCCCUGCGGGCAGGGCUGUGCGGGGUUGUGUUUUCCUUGUGACAUGUCGUCGUAUCUGCCGCAACGGGCUGUCGUUUGUACUGUGUACGGGCUCUUCUUUCUAACGUUUGUAUGUAUGUAUGUGCAAGUGUGGAAGACGAAUGUUGACAUGGCAUAGACGUAGCCACAUUGGUUGCGGCCCUCGGAAGGCCGGCGUUGUGUUGCAGUCGCAUACAAUACCGUGUGUUUGGAGCGUAGCUUUGUACGAUUAGCUUUCGCAGCGUGUACGGUAUAUAUCAACCACAGUGCCCCAGUAGGUAAACCGCUGGUCUUGUGUCGGAAGCACGAGUGCAUCCUUAUUUGUGUGGCGGAAGGUCGGGCAUGUGCGUGGGAACCGUGCGCGUGUGCGUGAGCACACAGUGCCAAGGGAUUGCACGAAGUUGCCUUGCGAAGCGAAACAUGGCCACGUCUGGGCCCGUCGGCCCGCCCCUGGAAGCUGGGUCGUUGAUGCAAGCAAACAGGCGUGCGGCCUCACGAGUGGAAGUGAAUGCUGUAAUGUUUAGUCACUGUGUAGUUAGACGCUCCGGAGAAUUCGGAGCGGUGCGUUGCAAUGCCGAUCUGUUGCGGUACAUACAGGUAGGGCGCUGCUCCUACCUCGCCGUGCAGCAGGGUGGACGUGGCGAGGCCGUGAACACAUGCGCACAUGGUCCUGUACCUGUGCGAUCGGAUGUGGCAAAGGAAUGUGUACGGCAUCCAAUCAUCAGGGCAGGGCAUGCGGGGCUGUGUGAUCCACGGCCAACCGAGGCUGACCGAAGCGGCUCGGGCAGGUGGGCGGACUGAUCAAGCGCCGCCACUGUGGUGUGGAUCUUGUUGUGGGGGGCUCACUUGCCGCUUGUAACACUACGUUGUG
Chlamydomonas reinhardtii is the source of this 3345-nucleotide messenger RNA. RefSeq lists its product as uncharacterized. The record is from RefSeq and is a predicted model, not a curated record. The transcript has 7 exons. The coding region runs from base 376 to 1209 and encodes 277 amino acids. Lineage: Eukaryota; Viridiplantae; Chlorophyta; Chlorophyceae; Chlamydomonadales; Chlamydomonadaceae.